Messenger RNA from Monopterus albus (swamp eel), 4589 nucleotides. RefSeq names its product RecQ helicase-like (gene recql). The transcript is spliced from 15 exons. NCBI's taxonomy places the organism in Eukaryota, Metazoa, Chordata, Actinopteri, Synbranchiformes, Synbranchidae. The record is from RefSeq and is a predicted model, not a curated record. Gene Ontology annotation, cellular component: cytoplasm; chromosome. Gene Ontology annotation, biological process: double-strand break repair via homologous recombination. Gene Ontology annotation, molecular function: nucleic acid binding; four-way junction helicase activity; 3'-5' DNA helicase activity. Bases 558 to 3122 code for a protein of 854 amino acids.
CUGCAGUAGAGCCAGUGUAGAGUACAGCAAAGCAACUCUACUGAUGAAAAAGAACAAUAAUAUUUAUUGACAAAGGGGAACAUUACGACUUUCCAUAAGUGUUUGUUUCUUGAAUGCAUCACACGGAGUUGCACUGGGAAUUUUUGUAGUGUUUAUGCUCUAUCAGGUACGGCUGAUCGGAACUUGAAAUGACAGGAUUUUUUUGCUCUAAUCCAGAUCUCCUAUGAUAUGUAUUAAUCAUCAAUUGUAUAAACUUUAAUCGCGAAAUAAUUUAAAAGUAGGGCAAGGAUGAUAAAAGUGUGGCAGUAUUCGAGCAAGACGUGGAAUUUGUACGCAGCCUGGCAAGCAAAAUGCAGGGCAUAUCAUUACAACAAUUUUAACCCCUGCCAAGAAGCGUCUUUUAUUUUUUCUACCGGCGCGGUUUGCCUAUAGCAACCGUGAAGUGGGUUCAGCAACAAGAGAAGCCCUCCCUGGACCGAGUUACUGAAUGUUUAUCAAAUCAACAUUUCUGACAGUCCGGAGGUCAGCUCCCUUCUGCGCACAUCAGUCUGAGGAACAUGGAUGGUGGUAGUGGAAUUAACGAUGUGCAGACAGAGCUGGACUCGGUGGAGGCUGAGCUGGAGCUGGUGCAGCUGCAGAUUACAGAGCUCUUACAGAAGCAAGCUGAGCUAACUUCUCAUAAGAAUGCACUGUUGCAGCGACUGGAAGAGGCCUGUGACUCUGCACAGCCAUCGUCCUCCUCAUCCUCAUCUUCCUCAAAGUCAUCUGGAGCAGAUCCUGUAAUGAGCAAGCAGGAGAUGCAGUGCUAUGAUGGCACAGAUUUCCCAUGGUCAAGAGAAGUAGAGCAGCACCUGAACGACUUGUUCCAUUUAUCCAAGUUCCGACCACUGCAGCUAAGGGCCAUCAACCUGACCCUGUCGGGCGAAGAUCUCUUUCUGGUGAUGCCUACAGGAGGAGGAAAAAGCCUCUGCUACCAGCUGUCUGCAGUCUGCUCCAAAGGUUUUACACUGGUUAUCAGUCCCUUGGUGUCCCUGAUGGAGGACCAGAUCAUGUACCUGAGAUCGAUCAAUUUACCAGCAGUGACGCUGAAUGCAUCCAGUAGCAAGGAGCAGGCUAAGACAGUCAUGGCUGGAAUGACGGAUCCUAAGGCCCCUUUUAAGCUGAUAUACGUGACUCCAGAGAAGAUUGCCAAGAGCAAACUCCUCAUGUCUCGUCUGGAGAAAGCCUACAACGCCAGUCUGUUGAGUCGUAUUGCUGUGGAUGAGGUGCACUGCUGCAGCCAGUGGGGACAUGACUUCAGACCAGAUUAUAAGCUGCUGGGCAUCCUGAAGAGGCAGUUCCCCAAAGUGCCACUGCUCGGCCUCACAGCCACAGCAACCAGCAGUGUCCUCAAGGACUGUGAAAAGAUCCUCUGUGUGCCACGGCCAAUCACGCUCACUGCCUCCUUCAACCGAAUCAAUCUCUACUAUGAGGUCCGUACUAAACAUUCUGACAAUGAAUCAUCAAUAAAUGACAUUGCCUCUCUGAUCAAGAGCAGAUACCAGGACCAGUCAGGAAUCGUGUAUGUGUUUUCUCAGAAGGAUGCAGAGUUGGUGUCAUCUGAACUCCAGAAAAAAGGCAUCCUGGCCUAUCCUUACCACGCUAACAUGAACCCUGAUGAUAAGUCUCAGGUUCACCGCAAGUGGACUUCCAACAAAAUCAGGGUGGUGGUUGCUACUGUAGCGUUUGGCAUGGGCAUUGAUAAGCCUGACGUCAGGUUUGUCAUCCAUCACACCAUCAGCAAGUCCAUUGAGAACUAUUACCAAGAGAGUGGACGUGCAGGUCGAGAUGACUGUCCAGCAGACUGCAUCGUCUACUUUGGCUUCUCUGAUAUCUUCAGGAUCAGCACCAUGGUGGUCAUGGAGAAUGUCGGUCAGCAGAAGCUGCUGCAGAUGGUCGACUACUGCCAGAAUGUUGAAAGGUGUCGGCGCUCCCUCAUGGCAGUACAUUUUGAUGAGGUGUGGGACGAUGAAGACUGCAACCAGAUGUGUGAUACUUGCUGCCAUGAAAAAGACUACACCACUGUGGACAUCACCCAACAUGCCAGACAGGUGGUGCAGAUUGUGGAACUGGCAGCAUCCAUGGAUGAGAAGCUGACUCCUCUGAAGCUAGUAGAGGCGUGGAUGGGGAAAGGCCCCGCCAAGCGCAGGAAGAUGAUUCAGACCACCAUGCUGUCUCGGCUGCAGGCUGAAGCUGUGAUUGUGCGGCUGCUACUGCAGGGAUAUCUCAGAGAGGAUUUCAGUUUCACUCCAUACACCACCUACUUUUACAUGAAGCUGGGCCGCAAAGCUUCUUUGCUGAAGAACCAGACUCACACACUGAGCAUGAAAAUGAGGACAGUAGAGGCUGGAUCUGCUGUGGACAUGUCCACUGUUAAAACCAAUGAGGAGGAGGUUGAUGUAACCUUUGACCCCAUUGUCAUGGACAACAGCUGUCUCCCACAACCCAAACAGAAACUAUUUAAAGAACAGAAGAACCAGUCCAGGAAACGAGAUCUGAAGCCAGUCAGCCAGACAGACAAACGGACAGAGAGAGCAAACAAACAGCAGACAGACAGACAUGGAGAGGAGGAGAAUCAGAGAGGAUCCAUAAUGCCUCAUAAUGUAAUCAAGGUUGAUGUUGAAAUUAAUAUGAUAGAAAACGCCGGUGUUGGUGAUGGUGAGAAAGCAGCAUCUUGUCCAGUUAAACACUGUUCCAAAAGGAAGUCCACCACCCCUCAGAGAGUGAGGCAGAAACCCCGUGCUAAUGUAGCAGCAUUGGACAUUCCCUCUUCAUCUCCAGGUGGUGCCACCCCAGCAACCAUUGUACCCAGAUCCCCUUCCCAGGCUUCCAUCAUCUCUGAGACUGCCGCUGAGGAGCUCUGUGACCUGAGGAACUACUACAGCAAGCAGCUGAAGAGAAUAAACUACAUUUCCCAUGAAUACCUGGGGCGGCCCACAGAGCCAGGAGUACUGGCGUGCAUAAGGGAGCCUCUGAAGAGCCUCCGUUUGCCUCGCAGGGUGACCAUUGCCCAGACAGCCCGCAGCCUGUGGACAAGAGUCAGCGGAAGGCGGAAACUGGUGCACGAUGACAUCGCAGUCUAAAGUUCAGUCUGCUCAACAAAGUUUAUACGUGGACUGUAUCUGGGUCACACGUGUGACUCCACUAGACAGGAGAGAGCAAUGGUCACUAACUCACCCCAUUAGAAAGUGUUGAUGUUCGUUACAGACCGAGAUUAAUUUGAAACAUUAAAAUUAAGUGGUGUGGAUUUAAAAAUGUGCAUUUGAUUUUAUAUUUAAAGUAUAUACAGUACUUUGUGUGUAAAUCAUGUCCUUUACUUUAAGGAGACCAGAACCCAAAAGGAUGAAACAUCUUUAAUCACUUUAAUGGCAUCCCCUGUCGAUGUUAAGUGCAGCUGGCCUUCUUACCACUUGGAGAACGUCUUUCUUCAUAGUCACUUAAGUUAUUUCAUUUUUAAUUUAGUGACAACCAUCUCCCUUCUAUCAGUGGCGGCAGUGACACAACAGAACCUCAGACUUUGAUCAACACAUUUGUUUUCUAGGUAAAGUCCCCUUCUUACUGUAGCUACAAUAAAUAAAAAUUUGUUUCUAAGCUUGUAUCCCUGUCAACACAUAACUGUAAAGGUGUAAGUGGUUGUGUUCAGCUGACUUGGUCAGAUGCUAAAUGAACAAUUUAAAUAACAGUAAAAACACAAAACAUAAAAUUAGAACAGGAGGAAGUUGUUGAAAACAUGAAGCUAAAAAGAAUGAAAAGCUCAGAGGAGUAAGCAUCAUGCAAAGUAGCUCAUGGACUCACGUUAAGCAGAGCACAUAACAUCCAAAUCACAUUACAUUACCUGGGUCUAUAAUGUCAUGUAUGAUGAAACAAACUUACAUGAAUGAUUAAACAUAUAGUCGGGUUUUAUGCAUUUUCAGGGUUCUAUAGGUUCGAAUGCUUAUUAUUAUUUUAACAUUUAGCCCCGUGAUAGACCAACGUCCUGUCCAGGGUAUACCCUGCCUCUCGCCCAAUGCCGGCUGGGAUUGGCUCCAGCAACCCCGUUCGGGACUAAGUGGUAUAGAUAAUGGAUGGAUGAAAUGUAGCAUUUUGUUUUGAAAGUAGACAGAGAUAUGGGAAAUGUCAGAGAGGAAAAAAAAGGUCAACACCCAGCAGAAGUCCCCAGCCAGACACAAAACAACCACUUUGUAGCUUAGUGACAUGACUCUGAUCUCAUACAACUUCUCUUUACUGGUUGCAUAUGUCCACUGAUUAUGACCAGUUCAGCCACCGCUGACACAGCAGAGCCUUGUUUUGUUUAAGUAAUUUUUAGGCCUGAAAAGGUAAAUGAUCCAUUAAGUAUAACGUAUAUCAGGCUUUGGAUCAACACACAGUACUUUUAUAAGGAUCAUGGACAGAUCAUGAGAUAAUGAGUCCCUGGGCACAGACAUGGAGAAGGCCCCUAUUUCUCUUACACUUAUAGGAGCAGGACUCAUAGACUGAGCAAUUACAUGAUUAGUAGACUUUUUUUGUCCUUUAUUGUUUUGCAUCUCUUUGUAGUUGCUGUGUUUCGGUUU